Cornus florida is the source of this 1431-nucleotide messenger RNA. Its product is annotated as 8-hydroxygeraniol dehydrogenase-like. The record is from RefSeq and is a predicted model, not a curated record. NCBI's taxonomy places the organism in Eukaryota, Viridiplantae, Streptophyta, Magnoliopsida, Cornales, Cornaceae. Gene Ontology annotation, biological process: lignin biosynthetic process. Bases 93 to 1175 code for a protein of 360 amino acids. The transcript is spliced from 5 exons. Gene Ontology annotation, molecular function: zinc ion binding; cinnamyl-alcohol dehydrogenase activity.
AUAAUAUUCACUUUGCAGAUAGAGUAGAGACAUCUUCUUCCUGUUCCUUGAUUGCCAUUUUCAUUGCUUUGGUAGAGUAAAAACUUGUGGUAAUGGCGAAAUCACCAGAGACACAGCACCCGGUUAAGGCCUUCGGAUUGGCAGCUAAAGACACAUCUGGUGUCCUCUCUCCAUUUAAAUUCUCCAGAAGGGCCGCGGCUGAUAAAGACGUGGUGUUCAAAGUGUUGUACUGUGGGAUUUGUCACUCCGAUCUUCACUGUGUUAAGAACGAAUGGGGCAUCACCGUCUAUCCUAUCGUCCCCGGGCACGAGCUUGUGGGCAUAGUGACGGAGGUGGGUAGUAAGGUAGAAAAAUUCAAAGUUGGAGAUAAAGUUGGUGUAGGUUGCAUGGUUGAGUCUUGUCGCUCAUGUGAUAACUGUAACAAGAAUUUGGAAAACUACUGUCCUGGAAUGAUACAGACCUACAAUUCCAAGAACCGUGAUGGAACCAUCACAUAUGGAGGUUACUCUAAUUUCAUGGUUUGUGAUGAGCACUUUGUCGUUCGCUGGCCUGAUAACCUACCUCUAGAUUCUGGUGCUCCUCUCUUAUGUGCUGGGAUCACAACUUAUAGUCCCCUGAGAUAUUUUGAACUUGACAAGCCUGGUAUGCACGUGGGUGUAGUUGGACUAGGCGGUCUUGGCCAUGUAGCUGUGAAGUUUGCGAAGGCUUUUGGGGUCAAGGUGACAGUAAUUAGUACAUCGCCAAACAAGAAGAAGGAAGCCAUUGAACAUCUAGGGGCAGACGCGUUUCUGGUCAGCCGUGACCCGGAUGAGAUGCAGGCUGCUAUGGGUACUAUGGAUGGUAUUAUUGAUACUGUUUCUGCAGUGCACCCAAUUUUACCAUUAAUUGGUCUGUUGAAGUCCCAUGGUAAGCUUGUCUUGGUUGGUGUACCUGAGAAACCACUUGAGCUACCAGUCUUUCCUUUGCUUAUGGGGAGGAAGAUUGUGGCUGGAAGUUGCCUUGGAGGGAUGAAGGAGACACAAGAAAUGCUUGAUUUUGCAGCAGAACACAAUAUAACAGCAGAUGUUGAGGUCAUUCCAGUGGACUAUGUGAAUACUGCUAUGGAGCGUCUGCAGAAAGCUGACGUCAGAUAUCGUUUUGUCCUCGACAUUGAGAAAACGCUGAAAGCUGCCUAAUCUGUGUGCCUUUUUGGCUCCUGAAUUUAGGUUCCUUUCUUAAGAAUGUGUUAUUGUUAGUUGAGGGAUGGAUGUCUAGUGUUGUUCAUGUCUCAUUCUAUUAUGGUUUAGAUUUUGUUGGUGCAAAAAUGUGUUCCUUCUGCGUUACAGGAACCAAUGGUCUUGGAUUAGUUUGUCAAUUUCGACUUUUUGUCUCCUUGGGAGGAUAUUAUAUUAAUUCUGGUCUCCUUGUGAGAGAGUGACCUUAUGUCGGUAA